UUGAUGUUUUCAAUUUCCAAAUUUUAAUGCCACAUGAUGAUCAUUCCUAAUUGGAAUUGGAUUUUUCGACGAUUCAUCUGUAAUAAUUUGAUGAAUAAAUCGUAUGGUAAUUCAAUAUUGAUUCGAUCAUUAUCCAAACAAUCGAACAGCAGUAACAAUGAAAACGAAAAUGAUGACUCAUUAUUACUGAAAGAAAUUGCUAAACAAAUUCGAUUUACCGGUCCAUUAACAGUGAAUGAUUAUAUGCGUUUAGCAUUGACACAUCCAAAAUAUGGUUUCUACAUGCGUCAAGAUGUUUUUGGUGAAAAAGGACAUUUUAUUACAUCACCAGAGAUAUCACAAAUAUUUGGUGAGCUAAUUGCCAUAUGGAUAAUGUAUCAAUGGCAAAAAUAUUCAAAUGGACGACAAUUGGAUAUAAUUGAAUUAGGUCCAGGACGUGGUACAUUGUCCACAGAUAUUGCACGUUCAAUGGAACAAUUUACGCAAACACGUCCAUCAUUGAAUGAUUGUCAUUUACAUUUGAUAGAAAUUUCACCAUUUCUUCAAUCAAUUCAACAACAAAAUCUAUGCAAUCAUAUUCCUAAUAAUAAUGAUAAUGACAAUUUGAAUGAAAUGAAAUCAACAAAACGGACAAAAUAUGGCCAAUCAAUUCAUUGGUAUCCAUCGAUUGAUCAAUUUCGAUCAAUCAACGAACAUAAUGAAAAUCGUUUUCCAAUAUUCAUAGCAAAUGAAUUUUUCGAUGCAUUUCCUAUACAUAAAUUUAUUAAAAAUUCACAACAACAAAAAUGGAAUGAACUUUUAAUCGAUCAUGAUGAACGUGGCAAUCAAUUACGUUGGAUACAAUCAAGAAACGAUACACCGAUGACAAAAUUAUUAUCAUUAAAUGGUCAUUUUGAUCGUAUUGAUUCACCAAAAAUCAAUCAUUUUGAAUAUAGUCCAAUGAUAUUUAUAACGAUCGAUAAAAUCAUUGAUUAUAUCGAACGGCAACAGCAACCACAAAAUGACUGUAUAUCUGGCUGUAUAUUAAUCUGUGAUUAUGGAUUUGAUAGUGAUCAUCAAAUAGAUCGUGAUACAUUUCGUGCAUAUUAUCAACAUAAACAAUUAGAUCCAUUAUUGAAACCGGGUAUGGCUGAUUUAACAGCUGAUGUUGAUUUUGCUGCAAUUCGUCAUUAUGUUUCUGAACGGAAUGUAAAGAAAAAAAAUGUAAAUAUCAAAUGUUUCGGUGCAAUUGAACAGCGACAAUUUCUAAGCCAAAUGGGAAUUGGAUUUCGAUUAAAGCAACUAUUACAACAACAACAACAACAAUCAUUUAGCCAUCAAGAUAAUAACAAUACAGCUACUACUGUACAACGACAAAAAGAAUUGAUUAGUUCAGCACGAAUAUUAAUGGAUGAAAUGGAAAUGGGAAUUAGAUUUAAAUUUAUGGCAAUUUUUAUCAAUGGUCAACAAAUGGAUGGCGAUGAUGAUGAAAAACCGGUCGGAUUUUGGUCAAUGGAUAAAUCGAAUGAAUGAAUGAAUGAAUGUGACUCAUAUGUGUAUCAAAAUCUAUUUUUCUUUUUUCUUUUCACUUAUUUGACUCUUUCUUCUAACACACACACACACACGCACACACUAUUGUUGACUUUGUUUAAUUUAUUCGAAAAAAAUUUUUUUUCUUUUCAUUCAUCAUCAUCAUCAUCAUUAUUUGUAUGAUAAAUUUUUAAAUAACUCUAGAUGUGUGUGUGUGUGUGUGUGUGUGUGUUUUGAAUGACUUUUGUCCAUUUUUGUAUGUGUGAAUGGUCAUCAAAGAGUAAGAUAAUAA
This is a messenger RNA of Dermatophagoides farinae (American house dust mite), 1801 nucleotides long. Its product is annotated as protein arginine methyltransferase NDUFAF7, mitochondrial. The record is from RefSeq and is a predicted model, not a curated record. Gene Ontology annotation, molecular function: protein-arginine omega-N symmetric methyltransferase activity. Gene Ontology annotation, cellular component: mitochondrion. NCBI's taxonomy places the organism in Eukaryota, Metazoa, Arthropoda, Arachnida, Sarcoptiformes, Pyroglyphidae. Gene Ontology annotation, biological process: mitochondrial respiratory chain complex I assembly.